UUGAGCCCAGUGAGGGGGGGGGGGGGUCCGGGGUAACGGGGAGGCAGAGGCAGGACCUUCCCCAUCGGCCGUGCCCCGGCCAGGGGCGGCAUUGUGCUGUUUUGCUACAGGAUAAAAAUGGCCUCUCGGCGGAUCACACGGGAGACGUUUGAUGCUGUAGUGCAGGACAAAGUUAAAAGGUAUCGCAUGGACCGGGGUGAUGCCGUAGAAGAUACAAUCCAUCGUUUUAAAGCUCGUUCAAGGCCAGUCCCAAGACCAAGGUAUGACAACAGCUUUCAUGAUGAUGGAAGAUAUGCUCACGAUAACGCUCAGCACCAUCCACAUGAUGAUUGGAGUGAAGACCCCAGGGAUGACUACCCAGGACCUUCCUAUAGGACUGCCAAUCCUCUUGUAAGGAAAGACAACUACUACCAUGAACAGUUUGGCCGCCCAGCAUGCCGUGACCGGGAAUUUGGCCACCCGGUAUCCCGUGACCGGGAAUUUGGCCACCCAGCUUCGCACAGUCGGGAAUACCGGCGUCCAGCUGCACGCAAACGGGAGUUUGGGCACCAAGCAUCUCAUGACCAGGAGUACAGGCGCCCGGCUUCCCAUGACCAGGAAUAUGGGCACCCAGCUUCCCAUGACCGGGAGUAUGUGGGCCUGGCUUCUCAUGACCAGGACUACUGCCCUCCUGACUCUUGGGAAUCCACUGGACCACAUGAAACUGAUUUUAGUUCUUCGGAUAUUUUAGGUGAUUUUAGAUCACCAGGACUCAUGGAAGAUGAAUAUGGCAGUAUGGAAAAUCAGGACUAUGAUGUAGACUUUGGAAUUCAAUCUGACGGCGAGUUCCGACCCCCGAUUCGCAGGGGCAACAGUGGCAGGGGAAGAGGUCUGCGAGGAAAGCGUAUUGCAAGGGGUGCUGUUAAAACUAAAGUAUUCAAAGGAGAGAUCAAAGCUCCCCACAAGAAGUGGAACACUAAAAAGCUGCAGCCAGGCCUCGACCAGACACUAGCUGAGCAGCCUGAGCCAGAAGAUGCUGAGCGACCCAGCCAGAGGCUAGUGCCCAUCCAGCAUCCCAGUCAAAAGUUGCUUCCACAACCUAUAACAACCCAGAGACCUAUUCUCAGGCUCCCAAAGCCUGCACACGUUUUCAGAAAUCUCAAUUUUGACCUUGUGGACAAAUCAGACAUUUUUUCAACAUUUGGAAUAGAAAUUAUCAAGUGGGCUGGGUUUCAUGCGAUAAAAACUGAUGCAGAGUUUUCCCGGCUCUUCGGAGCUCUCUUUGAGCUGGAGACAGAAACCUGUGCAAAAAUGCUUGCCUCCUUUAAGUGCUCCUUGAAGCCAGAACACAGAGAUUAUUGUUUCUUUACUAUCAAGAGUUUACAACAUGCUGCUCUCAAAACUCCCAAAGUGGACAAUGAGUUUUUAAACAUGCUGUUGGACAAAGGUGCUGUGAAAACAAAGAAUUGCUUCUUUGAGAUAAUCAAGCCUUUUGAUAAAUACAUAAUGAGGCUCCAGGACCGCCUCCUGAAAGGUGUCACUCCGCUGCUGAUGGCCUGUAAUGCCUAUGAGCUGAGCAUCAAGACGAGUGGGUUUGGGAAUCCCAGAGAAAUGGCAAGUGCUUUUGAGACCACUGUUUCUCUCUGUCGUAAGUCUUUAGCACUUCUGGGGCAGACCUUCGCCUUAGCAUCUGUUUUCAGGCAAGAGAAAAUACUUGAGGCUGUAGGGCUCCAGGAAAUGGCUCCAGCACCAACUUUGUUCCCAAACUUUGAUGAUUCAACAUUGUUUGGAAGGGAGUACAUUGAAAACUUGAAGGCUUGGUUGGAAAAGAGUGGAUAUCCCAUUCAGAUGAAAAAAACUGAGCAGGAGUCCACAGAACCGCUUAUAAACCCCUCUCCUGAUCCAAAAGUCCCACAGCGAGCCGAUCGGAAGGUUGUACAGACAAUUGAAGAGCUGGUGACCAGCAUCGUGUCAGGAACCUUGUCUGCCAAAGAGAGGACUGCUCAGAAGAGCUGCCCUGAGUAUUGGUUCUUGUCUGAUGAAGAUAGUCUGGAAUACAAGUAUUACAGACUCAAGUUAGCAGAGAUGCAAAGGCGGAUGUCACCUGGCAUGGAAGCGGGUGUGGAGGGCAGAACACUGGAAGGCUCUUCAGCAGAAGCCGUGCGGGCCAUGCUCUAUGCCAGGAAGGUGGCCAGUAUUAAGAGAAGGCUGUUUAAAAGGAAAAGGCUUGGGAUCAGCACACAGCGUGUGGCUCGAGGAAGGAGGGGGAAGAGAGCAUCCACAGGGACGCAGACUGUGCUUUCAGCUGGGACGGUGCUGAAGCACCAGGACAAGCAUCUUCAAGGUUCAGUCCAGACAAAGCCUUCUGCCUCAGAGCCCAGCCUGGGUGAGAAGAGCUCUUCCCUGGAUGCCACCUCACCCUCACAGUGUGCCGCUGGUUCGGAGGUGUCUCUGCCAGAAGAAGAAAGGGCAGAUUCUGAGGGUUUCUCAGCACCACCUGACCUCCUCCCACCAUUGCCCUCUCAGUUUCCUGAUGUGGAUGCUAAAACAAUGGAAACUGCUGAGAAACUUGCCAAGUUUGUUGCUCAGGUAGGACCAGAGAUUGAGCAGUUCAGCAUCGACAACAGCAUGGACAACCCAGACCUUUGGUUUCUACAGGAUCGAAACAGUUCUGCCUUCAAAUUUUACCGAAUGAAAGUCUAUGAGUUGUGCCCAUCCAUUAACUUCAGUGCUGUGUCAGAAGCAGCUGAUGGUGGGGAGAGUGCUAAACCUGAAGAGGCAAAUCUGGAUAUUUUGGAAGAGGAAGAGGAUGAAGAAGAAGAGGAGGAAGAAGAUAACGAGGAGGAAGCUGAGUUUGAGGAUGAUAUCUCCCAGUCUUUGGAAGGAAUGGAUAUGGAGCAAGCAGAGGAGGGAGAAGAGGAUGACGUGUCAGCAGGUAGAAGUGUGGAAAACCUAGCUGAAGAGAUGAUUUCCAAGCCAGGAGAGGAAAUGUCCACAGGUGAAGUGCAGCUAGCCACAUCAUCUGAUGGUGCUGUACCCAAUCUGUCGACACAGGCGUCCACUCCUGCUCCUGGAACCCCAUUUCCUCGCAAACGAAUCAGCAGCAAGUCUCUGAAAGUGGGUAUGAUUCCGGCAUCCAAAAGGAUUUGCCUCAUAGAAGAACCAAAAGUGCACGAACCUGUCAGAAUUGCUUAUGAUAGGCCCCGUGGUUGCCCAGUUACAAAGAAGAAGAAGAAACCAAAAGAUUUGGAAUUUUCACACAAGAAGCUAACAAACAGGAAUGUGGGUUUCCAGAUGCUUCAGAAGAUGGGCUGGCAGGAAGGACAUGGCCUUGGUUCACGAGGAAAAGGAAUCAGAGAGCCUGUAAAAGUGGGUGCUACCUCUGCAGGGGAGGGCUUGGGUGUUGCAGGGGAAGAAAAUAAAGAAGAUGCAUUUGAUGUUUUCCGUCAAAGAAUGAUACAAAUGUACAGGCAGAAAAGAGCCAGUAAAUAGGUUUGACAUAAAGACUCGCUCGCUAGAAAGUGCACGGAUAUGCAAAGGCUGCUUGUGAAAGCUCCUCGGCAGAGCAUGCCAGUAUGAAGAACACUUUGUUCUAUAGUAGUGGACUUGAAUACUAAUGUAUUAAAACAUUUUCCAAGAUUCAAGUUAGUCUUGUGUUUAACUGUGCAAGCUAACAACUUGGAUGUCAUCUUCUGAGGAAGAAACAACUGAUUUUGUUCUCGGAAGUGCCUGCUCACCUCUUUCUUUGGCCAAGUAUUCCUGUUUUGUGAUGAGAUGGCUUACCAAAAAAACCCAGAAUAAGCAGCAUGAAAAAUAUGACUUAGCCUGCUUUGGCUCUGAUCCUUUCUGAAACCAAGAGUCUUCUCAAGUUCAAAUCUUUCAAGGCAGGUCAGAUUUUAUUACACUACAUUUUGUUGAUGGUCUGAUCUUCUCUUCUACUUCUGGAGUCUGCAUAAGGCAGUUCCCUUUCCUCCACAUGCCAUUUUUAAGAAGAGUCUCUAACUGUGUGCUUAUUUCACAUAGGAAUCUAGACUUUAAAAGUAGGAUGAAUAACAGAGUUCAUCUGAGUCUGAGAACACUAAACUGUUCCUUGAAAGCCUCUGCUGCUGAGGUCUCUCACUGUAAGCAACAAGUAAUAUAUAUUUGAAGUGUAUUUUUUGGGUUUACACGAAUUUGCAGCUCUUCUCCAGCAAAUUCUUGACUAAAUUCUUUCCUUCUCAGAGCAUUUUAAGCCAUGAGCAGGUGCAGUUCAUGUGGCUGCAGAAGGUCAUGUGGCUGCAGAAGGUCCUGAAGAAAACCCUUGGAAGUCAGCUAUUCAGAAGUCAUCUGGAAGUGGAUGAUCAGUUUUAUAAGACCAUCAAUUUAGAGAGCCAUUUUUUUCUUUUAAACAUUUGUUCUGCAGAAGUUCUGUUAUUGAAAAAUCCCAUGACAUAAGACAAAAAAAGCUUGUACUUUUAAGGGACUAUUCCACAACUUCCUGAAAGUGAAGACUGGAUUAACCUACUGUGCUUCAGCAGAAAACAUUACCUGACUGCUUGGUGAAGCAGCUCUGAAGAUGAGAAAGAUUUCACAGUGUUACCACAAAAAAAGAUUCGAGGUCUGAUCAUUCAUCUUUAUCUGACUUGCACAUUAAUAAGGGAUCUGUGACUGGACUACUGAGAGAAUUUAAUAGUGCACUUGUAGUGUAUUCAUUCCCCAUCAUUAGGCAAAACUCUUCACUUGAAUGUUAUAGUACCAAAACCUACUUUGCUGAAGUUUUCUUGAAGAGAGUUGAUCUUGAGCUGAUGCAUGUCUUGCUUACUAGCAGUGGGUGUUUGUCUUGCUGAUGUUCCCAUCCCACACCAUGCUUCUUGCAGAGCACAGAGCUUGUGGUCCACCACUAAUAGCACCCCCUGGUCCCGUGGCAGCACCUCGCAUUCCUCACUGACAUAUAUGCAAGAAACUGUGUUCUUCAGUUACCAGCUUGCCUGUGCCUGCUGUUUAAGGAACAAAAUCAUACUCUUUCCCCAUUAAAACCCCUGUUGGUUGAAAGGGAAUGUCUUCAUUUUCAUUCAAUAGCAACAAGCUUUUCCUUAUAACAACCAGUUUUAGUUUAUGAAUGCAAGUUUGGGUUUUUUUUUCUUUGUGGGUCUUUGAAACCAUAAGAAACAAUUGUGUUGCAGUGUAAUUUUCUGGUUUUGUUGCCUUGAAGCACAUCCUCACUGAAUAAAACCACACUGGCUGAUACAGAACAAUACAUUGGUGGUUCUGUUUUUCCACGAAUAUCACACGUGUCUUCACCCUUUAUAUUACAAGAAGUUGAAGCAUGAAGGACAUAAGAAAUGAGUUUAUCUAAUUGUCAGACUUGGUUAAGGACUUUUGAUAGCCCACCCAUUUCUCAUAGGCUUUACUUGGAGAUGUUUAAAAUCCUCAAUCAUUUUGGAGCACAGGCUACUAAAAGGUCUCAGUUACAGUCCUUGGCAAUGUAUGCUUACCUGUUGAGUUCCUAUUUGGGUGUUCUUUGCUGCCCCUCUUUCUUUCCUGUGCCUAAUACAUGGUAAAACUUGAGCCUUUCAAAAAGGGAGAUCUGUCAGUCGCAGUCUGGUUUAGAAUGGCACUUGAACCAGUGGCGUUGGCCUGUGAUUUAUUUCUCAGACCCACUCAAAAGGCUUCAGCUUUUCUUUCUGUGCCAGUGAUGAGGCUGCCAGUGUUGCCAUUCCCAAUUUUAUUUCCCUGCCAACUUCCAGUUCAGCUCUUCUCUCACAUUUCCAUUUUGGAAGGAUUCUUGGUGCUCGUUCUGCUGUUUGCAGCAAGGCGCGAGGUGGAGGUUCGCAGCAGGUUUCAACCUCUUGGGGCCAGGUCAGCAUUCUGCACUGCUCUGGUGUUAACCCACGUUUGGUGGGCAGAGGUUGGGGUGCGUUUGUGAAACACCUCACCCAAGCUGGGAAAUGGUACUGUCCUUUCUGAGGGCAGUUCAGUUUACUAUAAUGCUGUCUUGAGAAUGAACGUGAACACUGGGAAAAUCUGAAUCUGCUGCCCUGGAUGACUGUUGUAUGGGCUGUCUUUCUUGUGCCAAACUUGAAUUUUGGACAAGAUACCAGCAGAGAGUACUGGUGCUGAGAUUCCAGUGUUGCUCUCAAGUGGGUUACCCUUUGCCACUUUUAUCUUGUUUUCCCAAGACCUUACGCUCCUUUUGCCAAAGGAAUUCCCUUUUAUUUUGACCUGCUUUUGCAGGCUGAUUAGCAAAUUUGAAAUACUUGUACAUGUGAAACAUUUGUUAUGCAGAUGCAUUGCCUUGUUUCAAGUUUACUAGCUUCUUUUCUGUUAUUUUAGUUCCAGGCUCUCUUCCAUGAAGACUGCAAGCUUCAGUGAACAUUUUAACUAACUUCAGUGGUGUGUCUACUGUCUUUUGGUUGUUUUUUUUGCCAUUAAUCUUGUAGAGCAAUUUGCUAGUUUCUGUUCCGUGCAAGUUGGCAGUAGUGCUAAGCUAGUAGCAAUGAGAUAUUUAUGUUACUGGAUAACUGACAUUUCUUCCUAGUGUAAGUAAACAUGUUAGCAUUGUUAAUCUUUUAAUAUCUGCAAUAAAUGUAGAACUAAACGAUUUCUGGUUUAAAUGUUUUGCUUGUGAAUUUGGCCAUUUGUAAGAGAUAUGCAUCACUUUGGCACUAACAAGUGGAAUUGAGAUUAUGCAGUGUUAUGUUAGUGUAAAGCAGGAUUUUAUAGUGCAUGAGGGAAGGAAAGUCCCUCUGUUUCUGUGCUGCUAAAUGUCUCUGUGGAGAAUACCUACUAAAUCAUUUCUCAGUUGGUUUUUCAUGUGGCUUCUAGGGCAUUAAAUCUAUCCUUGACAGUGUUACUCCCCACAUGAGCACCCAAAUGGUCAUGCCCCAGUCAGAAUGUGAGAGUUUUACCCUUUAUUCCCAUGUCCCAGGAAGCAGUUGUCUCUGGUUUUCUUGGUGGACUGACUUUCAAAGAGCAGAGCUUUGUCUUUACAUAUGUGUGGUUUACUGUUGCCUUUAAAUUCAAAUUCCUUUUUUAGACAGGAUAUGAGGGGGAGAAUUGCACCGAGCUGAAACUUAACACUUGUGCAGCCAGCUGCCUUCUGUCCAGAGGUAAAGCGAGAGUGGGCGCUUGGGAAAGACACCAGCCAGGUCUCCCGUCCCUUGCUUUUAUACUGACAGCUAGGAAAGGCUUUACAGAGACAAGUUCCACCCCUGGCUACUCCUUUUCCCUCUUUUUCCUUCAAAAAGUGGUUAUACGUGAGGACCUGGUUCUAGAGGAAAGGACGUUUGCUCUCGCUGGAGAGAAAUGAGAUCCCCAUUCUGGGGAGGUGCCCUAACAGUAGAACUACAGUCAGUAAUAUGCUGUUUGGAGUAAUUGUGUUGGAUUAAUUGAGAUGUUUUCUCUUUUUUUUUUCUUUUUUUUGCCUUCUAAGCUUUUUUUUUUUGCUGUAAUACCAGGGACAUUUUCCUAUUUAUUUUGGGGAUUAUUUUGAAGAAGACAACUCCAGCAUCCUUAGUGUGAACACUUAAUCUGUGCUGAGAUGACUGUUCUCUAAUCAAUGUACAGUAUAUUUUCUAUUGAUAUCCCAUUCUGCUUUAAAGUUAAUCCUGAUGUAUCGUGCCCAAAGCGAGUCUGGACUUAAAAAUUCAAAUGUUAUUUGAGAUGGUUUCUAUCCUACAAGCAGGUAUAUUUUCUAAUUAAAAGGGAAGCCCUGAAAGUCCUGUAUCAUCUUUAAUCCUGCAUAUCUCAUGACUGAGUGGCCAAUCACAACCAGACUGUAGAUUUGAGCAAUAAUAAACACCUUAAAUGAGAAUAUGCUCAAAGAACAAGAGGGUACUUCUAAAAAGAAACAGUUUUCUGUGAACCUUGUCAAGUAGGAAACUUGCUGAAUUGCAGCAAGGCUGGAAUCUGUUUGCAUUAUCUGUGGGCAAUAAAGUUACUGCUGUUUAAGAA
Molecule: messenger RNA, 7911 nt
Organism: Pezoporus occidentalis (night parrot)
Lineage: Eukaryota; Metazoa; Chordata; Aves; Psittaciformes; Psittacidae
Gene: SUGP2
Product: SURP and G-patch domain containing 2
Exons: 10
Coding region: 118-3471 (1117 amino acids)
Biological process (GO): RNA processing
Cellular component (GO): nucleoplasm
Molecular function (GO): RNA binding
Source: RefSeq, a predicted model, not a curated record